AUGGGAUUUAAGUCGGCAGUAAAACCGAUGGAUUUCAAAACUGGACCGAGAGGCGUCGAUACUUCUGAAGCCACACAAACUAACUCAGCAUCAAUGAGCUGCAAUCCUUCUCACCAGGGUGAACAAAGAAAGUCAGUAAAAAGUUAUCGUGCGAAGCAGUAUAAGCGCGUUCGAGUGGUACUGCCAUGCGGAGUGAUUAAAUCGAUCGCAGAGAAGUUACGAGUUUAUGAUGAUGAUGCACUACCGAUCGAUAUUUAUUUAUCCUCCUUUGAUGUUCAUCCAGCCACUAAACUACCGAAUGCGGCACUUUUCAUAAAGUAUCCGAAAAAACGAGGUGGUGAACCGUUAGCGCUAUCAACAACACCAGUCACAAAUCGAUUCGCUCAAUCGGCUUGA
Anisakis simplex (herring worm) is the source of this 396-nucleotide messenger RNA. Lineage: Eukaryota; Metazoa; Nematoda; Chromadorea; Rhabditida; Anisakidae. The record is from the annotation of a GenBank genome assembly.